This is a messenger RNA of Caenorhabditis briggsae, 1029 nucleotides long. NCBI's taxonomy places the organism in Eukaryota, Metazoa, Nematoda, Chromadorea, Rhabditida, Rhabditidae. Gene Ontology annotation, molecular function: protein binding; peptidyl-prolyl cis-trans isomerase activity. Bases 1 to 1029 code for a protein of 342 amino acids. Gene Ontology annotation, cellular component: nascent polypeptide-associated complex; cytosol. The transcript has 5 exons. The record is from RefSeq and is a predicted model, not a curated record.
AUGUCUGUCAGAGCCAUGGUGGUGAAGAAAACGAUAAACGGAGGAAAGGGGAAGAUUUCUGAGUUUUCCGAUGGAACAAAAGCCAUAUUCCACUAUCAAGCACUGUUUCCAAUAGAGAAACCAGAAAAAGGACAACCGCUUCCAGUUGAAAAAGAUAGCUAUCGUUGCAUUGACGACACCCGGAAAAGUUGGCCAGAUGGAUAUGGAAAACCGCUGGAAAUCGUUUUCGGCAAAAAGUUCCAGUUGCCAGUUUUCGAGCAUUGCCUGAAGACAAUGUUGGUCGAUGAGAUAUCGCAAUUCGACGUCGAGUGCAUCGACCUGGUUCAAUAUCCUUUUGUGUCGAAAAAAUUGAGAGAUAUUGUGAAGCCGUGUGAUGGAAAGAAACACGAUCACGGUCAUACGACUCAUAUGUGUGCGGCUAGUGUGGCUCAGGGAACCGGAUAUGACGAGCUUGACGAUCUGAUGAAGAAUCCGAGACCACUUCGAUUCGUGUUUCAUCUUCUUCAAGUUCUGGAACCCGAUCAAUACGAGCAUGACUCGUGGCAACUUGACGAAGAAGAUAAACUGAAAUCCGUUGAGGCUCUGAGACAGAAAGGAAAUGAGCUCUUUGUGAACAAGGACUAUAAGGAAGCGAUUGAUGCCUACCGGGAUGCACUAACUCGUCUAGAUACGCUGAUUCUGAGAGAAAAGCCUGGAGAGCCGGAAUGGGUUGAAUUGGAUAGAAAGAACAUCCCACUGUACUCGAACAUGUCUCAAUGCUAUCUGAACAUUGGAGAUCUUCAUGAAGCUGAAGAGACUUCCAGCGAAGUCCUAAAACGCGAGGAGUUCAAUGAGAAGGCUCUGUUUCGUCGCGCCAAAGCACGCAUCGCUGCAUGGAAACUGGAUGAGGCAGAGGAAGACCUCAAACUGCUGCUGCGCAACCACCCAGCUGCAGCCACUAUCGUCGCUCGCGAGAUGAAAAUUGUGACAGAGAAGAGGGCGGAGAAGAAGGAGGAUUCUCGUGUGACAUACUCGAAAAUGUUCAAAUAA